Molecule: messenger RNA, 2874 nt
Organism: Dioscorea cayenensis subsp. rotundata (Guinea yam)
Lineage: Eukaryota; Viridiplantae; Streptophyta; Magnoliopsida; Dioscoreales; Dioscoreaceae
Product: exocyst complex component EXO70A1-like
Exons: 12
Coding region: 105-2036 (643 amino acids)
Biological process (GO): exocytosis
Cellular component (GO): exocyst
Molecular function (GO): phosphatidylinositol-4,5-bisphosphate binding
Source: RefSeq, a predicted model, not a curated record
CAAGUUUUUAAAGACCCUCCCGCUUCGAACCAGAACUCAUCACUUCCGCAACGAAAUCCCGAGAAAUCACACGAAGUUCGAAACGGGAGCUUGAUCUCGUCGCCAUGGACUCCUCUCCGCCUCCGGCCAUGGAAUCCCUGGCCAUGACCGCGGCGAAGGUUCGCUCUUUGCUCUGUAAAUCCCAAGCCAUCACCAACUCAAUGGUCUACACUCUGUCAUCCUUCGAUAACCGCCUCUCUGCUCUCCAGGCCUGCAUGCGCCCCAUCCAGGCGCACACUGAUGUCCUCUGUAGGGCUGAAAUGAACAUCACAACGACGUUGAAUUCAAUCGAGGGUAUUAUCAGGAAGUUCGAUAUCGCUCACCAGCUAGAGGAUCAUAUCCAGAAAGGGCCACAAGAUAAUAUAAAAAGUUACUUCAAAGCUAUUGACGAGUUGAGAAGUAUCAACACUUUCUUUAGCUCCAACAAUAACUUGAGGAGCACCAAUGAGGUGUUUAUUAGAACCAACAAUGCUUUUGAAAUGGCUGUUCAGAAGCUGGAAGAGAAAUUUAAGAUGCUUCUAGAAUCUUACAGCAAACCGCAGAAACGUCAGCAUCUUAUUGAUUCGCUUCCCAGUUCUCUUCAAUCAUCAUCAGGUUCAUCUGGAAAACAAGAUAAAAAUGGAGCCAAGAACUUGAAGAAUGCUGUCUAUAAGCUGCCAACUCUCAUUCCUCCAUUGAUGUCACAUCAACUUCGUGAAUUAACUAAGCAGCUUGCUCAAGUUGAACGCAAUCAGCAGUGCUUGAAAAUUUUCAAAGUAGCUCGUUCCUUGGCUUUAGAAAGGAACCUUGAAAAAUUAGGAGUUGAGAAGCUAGAUGAAGUUGACUUACAGAAGAUGAAAUGGGAUGUGCUAGUAAAGAAAAUUGGGGAUUGGAUACAAGCUAUGCGAAUUGCAGUUAAAGUGCUCUUUGUUGCUGAACAAAAAGUUUCUGAUCAAAUUUUUGAUGACAUUCAUUACAUCAAGGAUCAAUGUUUUGCAGAAGUAACUUCAAAUAGUAUGACAAUGCUGCUUAAUUUUGGAGAUACUAUUGCUAAGAGUGAAAGAUCACCCGAGAAAUUAUUUGUUCUUCUGGACAUGUAUGAAGUUAUGUUGGAACUUCAAGUUGAGAUUGAAACAAUUUUCAGUGGUGACAUGUGCUCCAAGAUCAGAGAUUCUGCAUGGGGUUUGACAAAAUGUUUAGCACAGGCAGCUGGUGAAACCUUUGAUACUUUUGAGGGAUCUGUUGGAAGUGAUGCAACAAAAACAACAUGUUUUGAUGGAAGUGUUCACCCUCUGACCCGCUAUGUGAUCAAUUACAUGAAGUACCUUUUUGAGUACAAGUCAACAUUUGAACAGCUACAGGACUCUAAAUCCGAAAGCAAGGAAAAUUUCCUAUUUGGGAAUGUGAUCAUGAGGGUUCUGCAAGCUCUUGAGUCUAAUCUGGAUAUGAAAUCCAAGCACUAUAGUGAUCCUGCUCUUGGUCCCUUCUUUUUGAUGAAUAACAUCUACUAUAUGUCAAAAUUUGUAAGAAGGUUGGACCCCAAGGAUUUUCCAUACAGUGAUUGGAUCGACAUGCAUAAAAGAGUUGUGCAAAAUAAUGCAUUGAUGUAUAAAAGAUCUGCUUGGGCAAAGGUUGUGGAGGUCCUCUCUACAAAGGGUUUAACAUCCCCAGGUAGUGAUAACAGCACAGACCAAAGCAAUCACAGGCUCAUUGUUUCAAAAAUUGUAGUGAAAAAUAGAUUCAAGUCUUUCACUGCGCUAUUUGAUGAGCUUCAUCAAAAACAUUGUCAAUGGGUCAUCGCUGAUACAGAAUUACGUGAAUCUUUGAAGCUCUCUGUUUCUGAGAUUCUAUUGCCUUCAUAUCGAAACUUUUACAAGCAUAUCGGGUCUAAACUUAAACCCGCUGACCUUGACAAGUAUGCGAAAUACAGCCUGGAAGACAUUGAAAACAAGCUAGAAGACCUUUUCCAGGGAAAGCCACCAAGUGAAACAAAAGCAGUGAAGACCAUAACAGAGUAAAUAACAGAGUAAUCUUACUAUUCAUUUAUAAUUUUUCUGCACAUAUUUAUACCUUCAAUUGGCACAAUUCUUUCAUUAAUCCUCAAUAAAAUGAACCACAUUAAAGGUGGUCAAAUAUUUGCAGAAAUAGUAGGCAGUUACAGUUCCUACUUCUGCAUAUAUAUACUUAUAUAUCUUUAUAUAAAUAAUAGAUGAUGAGGAUGUGUUGUUUCGACAUGAUAUCACAAAGAUGCAGAAUUCAUGUGGCUUCAUGAAAAUGCUGCUUGCGGCCAUCUUUACCAUCCUAGUUCUUACACUGAUCAUACUCAUAUCAAUUCUCUGCUGGUUUUUCUUUGGUCCUCGGAAGCCGGAGUUUGCCAUUUCUUCGGCUUCAAUCUCUUCUCUCAACAUCACUGGAUCAUCAUCCAUCACGGCCACCCAUUGACAUGGCUCUCUCCAUCACCAACUUCAACCAUAAGACCUCCAUCUCAUACAACCAUCUCUUGUCCUCAAUUCUUCAUGGAAACCACACAGUCUCUGAGUCUCAUCUCCCAGCCAUUCACCAGAGCAUUAGAGAGACCACCAUUGUGAGAUCCAUGCAAGCUCUAAUGGCUACCAAUGAUGUGAUGGUUUCCAUGUUUAAGGAGCUUGUGAUGAAUGACCACCUGGUGAGCUUCAACAUGACAAUCUCUGGUGUGGUUAGACUCAACCUCAAACCCUUGUCUUGGAUGUUGAUGAACUUGACCACCAAAUUGUUAGUCACUUGUGAUCACAUCCAUUUUGAGUUUAAGAAUUCCAGCUUUGCUCUCAUGCAAGGCCCUCCCAAGUACUGCACUUCAUUGAUCAAAGGUCUUCUCUA